AUGUCAUCUUUGCUCUGUCCGCCGCAUCUUUGUUUAAACGAGGCUACGGAAAGGUACAUCCCCUACGAGGCCACCCGGAAGACCAGAGGAACCGCGAGGACUGAUGGUUGCCGGCACUCAACCUUUCGACUCACCCGUAACAAUGAGGCCAUUGUCAUCUUGCCCCAUGCGCUGCUGAAAGAGCUGGCCGGUCUGCCGUUCACAGUGGCAAGCCCACAACGGGCAUUAGAACGAGACCUGCUCGGUCAUUACACGGGGAUGAGCCUACUCGUUGAGAGCUAA
Molecule: messenger RNA, 282 nt
Organism: Clonostachys solani
Lineage: Eukaryota; Fungi; Ascomycota; Sordariomycetes; Hypocreales; Bionectriaceae
Source: the annotation of a GenBank genome assembly